This is a messenger RNA of Phytophthora infestans T30-4, 5343 nucleotides long. RefSeq names its product ATP-binding Cassette (ABC) Superfamily. The transcript is spliced from 7 exons. The coding region runs from base 1 to 5343 and encodes 1780 amino acids. Gene Ontology annotation, cellular component: membrane. Gene Ontology annotation, biological process: transmembrane transport. The record is from RefSeq and is a predicted model, not a curated record. Gene Ontology annotation, molecular function: ABC-type transporter activity; ATP binding; ATP hydrolysis activity. Lineage: Eukaryota; Oomycota; Peronosporomycetes; Peronosporales; Peronosporaceae.
AUGGCUGGCAAGCUUCAGGUGACGAAGGCGCAAGCGGUGGCGGACGAUGAGAAGCGUCCUCUUCUCAAGGACAUACAUGUGUCUGUGAAUCGCCACGAUCCUUCUUCUAGCGCGCUCUCGGGCCUGGGCGACCGGUACCCGUCUCAGGAUGCAACUUGCAUCUCCUCGGCUCUCUUCUCGUGGGUGACGCCGCUCAUGGAACUGGGCAACCAGCGUCCGUUAGAGCACGACGAUUUGUAUCUUCUAGACCCAGCCAACCGUGCGCACGAGGUGUCUACAGAUUUCCAGGAGGCCUGGAAGAAGCAGUGCAGCAAACCCGGCAGCAAACCCAGUCUAACCUGGACUCUGGCAUCUUGUUUCGGUGCGCAGAUCGCCAAGGCUGGUCUGCUAAAGCUGAUCCAUGACUCUCUACAAUUCGUAGGGCCUAUGUUGAUCAAAGAGAUCAUUGCCUAUCUUCAGAACCCAGACGCUCCUCUGAGUGAAGGUCUUGUCUAUGCAGGCAUUGUGUUUGUGUCGGGCGUGAUGCAAUCAUUCCUGUUGAGAAACUACUUCUUCCAUUGCUUUGAGGCAGGUAUGAGAGUGAGGUCCGCUGUGUGCACUGCAGUGUACACCAAGAGCUUGGUGUUGUCUGCUGCGGCGAGACAGAAGAAGACGACGGGAGAGAUCACGAAUCUCAUGAGCAUCGAUGCCCAGAGACUACAGGAGCUCUCGACGUAUAUCAACAGCGUGUGGUUCUCCAUUUUCCAGAUUGUGGUGGCCUGUUAUUUGCUGUGGAAGCAGAUCGGCCCCGCCACGUUCGCUGGUGUGGCUGUGAUCAUCUUGAUGCUACCAGUCACUGCGGGGAUUUCGAAGCUGAUGCGACGAUUGCAGCUGAAGCUUAUGGAGGUGAAGGAUGAACGGAUCAAGAUUUGCAACGAAGUGUUAGCUGGCAUGAAGGUGAUCAAGUUGCAAGCGUGGGAGCACUCGUUCACCAAGCGCGUGCUGGAGUACCGAAGCGAGGAGCUCAGUAAGCUGCGUACGUACAUUUACGCGCGUAGUGGAUCCAUGACGCUCUUCUCGGCGAUACCGUCGCUUGUUACAGUGGCAAGUUUUUACACCUUUGUUAAGCUGGGCAACACGCUGGAUGUGGGCACUGCGCUGACGUCGCUGGCGCUGUUUAAUAUUCUCCGUUUCCCACUGUUCAUGCUGCCACAAGUGCUGAACUCGAUUGUCGAGGCUAGUGUGAGUAUUGACCGCUUGAGAUCGUACUUCCAGGAAGAGGAACGAGAACAGGUGGGGCCUGGAGAUCUCGACGGCGUGGGUGUUCGUGUGAACAACGCUGAUUUCAUGUGGGACACAGCACCAAAGACGUCGCCAACUUCAGACGCUUCGACAGUAUCGAAGGAAGAGGACAGCUUGUUGCAGGAGGACUCGAUCUUGGACAAGGAAGCCUUGGGAGGGGACAGUCUGCCUGUUCUGCAGAGUGUAUCGUUGGAAGCUCGUCCCGGUGACCUGAUUGCUGUGGUUGGUCACGUGGGUGCCGGUAAAUCAACGCUUCUUAGUGGAAUUCUGGGCGAUGCCCGAUGCAGUCGCGGUGACGUGAGUCUACGGGGAUCUGUGGCCUAUGUUUCGCAGCAGCCGUUCAUUCAGAACGCUACUGUUCGUGAGAACAUUUGCUUUGGCCUCCCGUUUAACGAGGCGAAGUAUGCCGAGGCGCUACGUGUUAGCUCUAUGCAGAAGGAUCUGACUGUGCUGCCAGGAGGGGAUAUGACGGAGAUUGGCGAGAAGGGUAUUAACCUCAGUGGCGGACAGCGCACUCGUGUGGCUCUCGCUCGCGCUGUGUACCAGGAUGCCGAUAUCUAUCUGUUGGACGACAUUUUGUCUGCUGUUGACAGCCACGUUGGCCACGACAUCUUCAAGGAAUGCAUCAAGACUUGCCUCAAGGACAAACUUGUGGUGCUUGUUACGCAUGGCUUGACGUUUCUGAGCGAGUGUGGCAAGAUUGUGGUGCUGGAAAACGGUGUGAUUAUGGAGAAUGGCUCCUACGAAGACCUGAUGGAGAAGGAUGGUGGCCUUCUCAUGGAUCUUGUGGCGAAGUACAAAGACCAAGACGCACAGCAAGAUUCUCCCACGAUUGAAGAUGAAAUCUCGGUGGAUGAGUUGGAAGAGGAUGAAGAAGACAACCCGACGCCUGAACGUCUUGCUCGGAGAAUGAGUCGCUCGUCUGUGCGCAGUGAGCGUUCGCUGAGUGAAGCAGGUAUGGAAGCGCAGCUGAUGACCGACGAGGAUCGAUCUGUGGGCGACGUGGCGUGGCAAGUUUACAAGACCUGGAUCAUGGCGUUCGGCGGUAUUUUCGCUGGUCUCGUCGUGAUAGUCAUCUUCAUCGCCACUCAGUUUGUUAACCUGCUGUCGACAUGGUGGCUUUCGUUCUGGUCGGAGCACUCUCAACCUAAGGACGGCCCUGCCGACAAGGAGUCAGAGAUGUUUUACGUGUACAUCUACAUGGCUCUUAAUCUGGUAUACGCUGUGGCUCUGUACAUCCGUGCUAUUACGACCUACAAGGGCGGUUUGCGUGCGAGUAAGUCGCUGUUCCAGAACCUUCUUGCUCGCAUUCUACGUGCCCCUACUUCGUUCUUUGACACGACGCCUACCGGUCGUAUCGUCAACCGUUUGUCCAAGGACGUGUACACCGUUGACGAGAGCAUUCCUGCCACUUGGAGUAUGCUCCUCAAUACGUUUAUCAGUGUGUUGGUGACGCUCGCGACUAUCUCGUAUGUGACGCCGAUCUUCAUGGUCAUUCUGUUGCCUGUACUGGUGGGGUACUACAUUUCACAGCGAUACUUCAUCAAGUCGUCGCGUGAACUGCAGCGUUUGGAUUCUAUCAGCCGUUCUCCCGUGUUUGCUUUGCUGUCCGAGACGUUGGACGGCUUGCCGACGAUUCGUGCCUACCGUGCGGAGACCCAAUUUUCGACGAAGAAUGAGGAGUUGAUCGACCGAAACCAGCGCGCUUACUUUCUUAACUUUGCAGUCAAUUGCUGGCUAGCGCUUCGUCUCGAAUUCGCAGGUACGCUUAUUGCAGCCUUUGCUGCUUUAACUGCCGUGUUGGCGCACAGUUCAGAUCCAGAACGCGGAGCAGCUUUCGCUGGUCUUGCAGGCGUCUCUCUUACGUACGCGUUUAGCGUCACCCAGUCGCUUAACUGGUCUGUUCGGAUGCUCAGUCAGCUUCAGACGCAGAUGGUUUCAGUCGAGCGUAUCAAGAACUACACCGUCAUGGACGUGGAAGCAGAGCUCACUAGUGUGGGUAAGCUUCCUCCGGCUCAAGAGUGGCCUUCAGCUGGAGCUAUCGAGUUCCGCAAUGUCAAUCUGCGAUACCGUCCCGGUUUGCCGCGUGUAUUGCGUAACUUAUCGCUCUCGAUCCGCCCUCAGGAGAAGAUUGGAAUUGUGGGUCGCACAGGUGCUGGCAAGUCGAGCCUCGUUGUGGCUCUUAUGCGUCUGGUGGAGUUGGACAGCGGCUCUAUUGUCAUUGACGGGCUGGAUAUCAGCACCAUCGGACUGCACGAGCUACGCAACAAAAUCUCCAUCAUCCCGCAGGACCCCGUACUCUUCUCAGGAACGGUGCGCAGCAACGUUGAUCCGUUUGACCAGUACACGGACGAGCAGAUCUGGACGUCACUACGUCGAGCUCACCUCGCGCAUGUGGUGUCGGCGCUGGAUGGCCCUGUGGAUGAGAAGGGCUCGAAUUUCAGCGUGGGUGAACGGCAACUACUGUGUAUUGCUCGAGCGUUGCUCAAGCGCUCCCGUAUCAUCCUCAUGGACGAAGCCACCGCGUCCAUCGACACGGAGACAGAUCGUAAGAUCCAACGCAGCAUCCGCGAGGAGUUCCGGGACUGCACUUGCCUCACGAUCGCGCACCGUAUCAAUACGAUCCUCGACGCAGACCGCAUCUUGGUUAUGGAGCGUGGGGCAGUUGGAGAAUUCGAUACUCCCAAGGCGCUACAGAAGAAGCAGGACGGCUUGUUCAAGGCACUUGUGGAGCACUGGAAGAACGAAGUGUUUGACCAUGCAACGUUGAAGUGGAAGUGUGCCAUUCCUACUAAGACGAGGAUUGAAACGCGUUUUGGCAAGGGGUUCAACAUCGUGGAUACUCGUGAGGGUAGUUUUAAGGAUUCAUCGAUGGUGUUGUCCACUGCAUAUGACAACGCAGCUGAAGGAAGAAUAUUCGAGUCAAAAACCUCUAAACCAGUCCGAGUUCUAGACCUUCGAGGUAGUCACGUUGAUUUGGAGAUCGUGACACAACUCAGUCGAGAACUCACACUCAGCUAUAAUGUCAUCGGAGAGAUCGGAUCAACCGCGUUAGCCAAAGCUUUAGCGACGAACUCGCGUCUUCAAGUGCUUGAUUUAAUGCACAACCGGAUCGGUAAAGACGGCAUCACUCCAUGGCUAGGGGAUACCAUGCGCGUCAACUAUGCACUCCGCGAACUCAAACUCAGUCAUAAUGCGAUCGGAGACCAGAAAACCGCUGAGCUACUUCAGUCAUUAGCACCAAAACCUUUAACGGAGGAAGAAAAACUCAAAGCUUGCCUUGCCAAUCGAAGACACACGACAAUGCCCCAUAAAUCGCCAGAGGCUCAAACAGAUAGCGAACCGUUCAACUCAACAUUGAGAUCUUUAUUGCUAAGCAACACUGGCAUAUCGGACGAGGCUUCGACACAUCUUGCGCAUAUGCUGAGCCACACGCGAUCUCUGACGCACUUGGACAUCUCCUGCAACAAUUUCACAAGUGAAGGAAACGUGAAUAUUGCUCAAGGGAUGCAGCGAAAUGCAACCUUACGAUAUCUGAAUUAUCGUGAGAACAAACUGGAUGAAGUAGCAGCUCUUGCAAUUCUACGUGCGCUCAAAACUUGUUCCUUUCUGGAGACUGCUCUCUUUCAAGACUGCUUUGGAGGUGAAUCGACUGUGGGAAGUGCAUUAGGCCAGCUCCUGAGUACUGCAGACUCGCUUGUUUCCCUCGAUUUGAGCCACUGCUCUUUAGAACCUCCUGGCGUUGUAGAUUUCUACUACGCUCUCGCUGAGAAUACCAGUCUUCGUAGUAUUGAUCUGACGUGCUCAGGUCUCAAAUCGGACAGCGCCGCAGGAAUUCUGGCAAAAUCACUUCAACAAAACUCCACGUUGACAUUUAUCAAUCUAGCCUACAACGAAAUCACCUUACGAGGGUGCAAAGUACUUCGAGAUGGCGUUGCAGGUCGAAGUGAAACGGCAGCUCGACUGGUCAUGUCGUUAGAAGGCAACUCGGGUGAAAAAUGCCCCACUGGCACCGUUAUCACGGGCGGAACGCGACCUGUGAGGCCACAGCUCGUCAACUAG